CUCAAAUUCGAAUUUUGAACCUGCCCCAAAAAAAUAAAAUGUAGAUGCAUCUGCAUUGAAGAAAAUCCAUUUCUUCCGCCAUUCUACAAGAAGAAGAAGGAAGAUCGACAUAGGCUCUCUUCGAUCAAUCCAAGGCGGAGAUCAUGCCAGAAGUGAGAGAUCGGUGGGCGGGCCCCGUGGGAACAGGAGAUUUAGCGGUGGGUUUUGGGAUCCGACGGGGCGUCGUCUUGCGAUCAAGGAACGUCCGUGGCCAGAAUCAGCACCGAUCUCUGUCAGAUGACAAGGAGAACAUCCCACCGGAGAGUUCAAGAUCGGCCCGCCGGCGGACCCGCCCAAGGAAAAGUCCGUUGCCGUCUUGGUACCCACGCACGCCCCUCCGCGACAUCACGGCCGUCGUCAAUGCAUUGGAAAGGAGAAGGACUCGCCUCAGAGCAGCUGCGGAGCUUCGCCGGAGAAACCAAGAAAGCCCAAAUUACUCUCCGGUGCCUUUCGUCAGUACCCCUUCAAGACAGGAACGGAGCAUUUCUGAACAGAUGCCACUACCCAUUCAAGAUCAAGACCUUCUGAUCAACAUCUCUGAUUUCCCUACAAGCCCUUCCACAAUCAUAAAAAGUUCCUCGCAGCCAGUCGAAAAUCCACCUGAAAUCUCCCCUUCCAUCAAGAGCUUGGUUGUCCAUAACACGGAAGUGACUGAUGUUGAGAAGAAAUGUAUGGAUUUGAUCGAGGAAUUCGAAAAGGUCGUGAGGGAGAACUUGCAGAGGAUUUUAAAGACGCCCACAAAGAAGAAGCCAGAGAGGAGUACGUUGAUGUCAAUGCGAUGAUUGAAACAAUUCGUUUCAGAAAGAAAAUAAGACGAUUGUUGGAACAAGGACAAGGGGUUGAUGGAUGAGAUUCAUCUUCUGAUGAUAUAUUUUUCUUUUAACUGAAGUUGCUGAUAAGGACAGAUAUUUUUUGUCGGAGACAUUGCUGAUGUUUUCUUUUCAAUUUCUUUCGAUUUGGGGUAGGAUUAGGUUUGUGGGUAACCUUGUACAUAUAGGCCAUUCCUGGGUUGUUACUUGAGAAGGACCUCCAUUUUUGUAAACACUUCUGCCCUAUUGCAAUGAGGAAGCCACAAUUUUCAUCUUUCUUAAGUA
Messenger RNA from Magnolia sinica, 1133 nucleotides. RefSeq names its product protein POLYCHOME-like. NCBI's taxonomy places the organism in Eukaryota, Viridiplantae, Streptophyta, Magnoliopsida, Magnoliales, Magnoliaceae. Gene Ontology annotation, cellular component: nucleus. The transcript is spliced from 3 exons. Gene Ontology annotation, biological process: regulation of nuclear division; negative regulation of ubiquitin protein ligase activity. The record is from RefSeq and is a predicted model, not a curated record. Bases 144 to 821 code for a protein of 225 amino acids.